Molecule: messenger RNA, 2936 nt
Organism: Pipistrellus kuhlii (Kuhl's pipistrelle)
Lineage: Eukaryota; Metazoa; Chordata; Mammalia; Chiroptera; Vespertilionidae
Gene: FBXL7
Product: F-box and leucine rich repeat protein 7
Exons: 4
Coding region: 567-2042 (491 amino acids)
Biological process (GO): SCF-dependent proteasomal ubiquitin-dependent protein catabolic process; positive regulation of protein ubiquitination
Cellular component (GO): SCF ubiquitin ligase complex
Molecular function (GO): protein binding
Source: RefSeq, a predicted model, not a curated record
CGCUGGGCGGCGAGAGGAGGCGCCUGGCGCUAACAAAAGUCCGGCCCGCGGGCGAGCUGCGCCGGGCCGCGCGUCUCUGCUGCUGGGUCGGGGCACCCGCAACAAGUGGCCGCCGCGCCCAUCCCCGGGGAAGUGGUGGGCGUGCCAGGGCGCCGGGAAGAGGCGGGCGAUCCGGGGAGUCCGGCCACCCGUGCGGCUCAGCGCCCGCCGCGGGGGGAUCGGGGCGGGCGGAUGGGGACCCGGCGGCGGCGGCGCGGCGAGCCUCUGGGCGGCCCCGGGGCGCGGGCUCUCCGCCGCGUUGCGCCCGCCGGCCGCGAUCGCGGAUUCUAAGAGCGGCGGCGGCUGCCCCCGGCCCCACCCGGAACCAUUGGGGGUGCCAGGAGGGGACCGAGCGCCCCCUCCCAUCGGAGGAGUGCAGGGGCCGCUCGCAGCCGGACCUCGGCCCCGGAGCGCGGGGUAUGCGCGGCUAACGGUCCCGGCGGACGGGCUUUCCUCGGGCGGAGCGCGCGGGCGGUGCGCCCCAGCGAUGGAGUGUCCCGGGAGGCGGCGGGCAUGACGGCGGCAGGAUGGGCGCGAACAAUGGCAAACAGUACGGCAGUGAGGGCAAAGGCAGCUCAAGCAUCUCAUCCGACGUGAGUUCAAGUACAGAUCACACACCCACCCAAGCCCAGAAGAAUGUGGCUACCAGUGAAGACUCCGACCUGAGCAUGCGCACCCUGAGCACGCCCAGCCCAGCCCUGAUAUGUCCACCGAACCUGCCGGGAUUCCAGAAUGGAAGGGGCUCCUCCACCUCCUCGUCCUCCAUCACGGGGGAGACGGUGGCCAUGGUCCACUCGCCGCCCCCGACCCGCCUCACCCACCCGCUCAUCCGGCUGGCCUCCAGGCCGCAGAAGGAGCAGGCCAGCAUCGAGCGGCUCCCGGACCACUGCAUGGUGCACGUCUUCUCCUUCCUGCCCACCAACCAGCUGUGCCGCUGCGCCCGCGUGUGCCGCCGCUGGUACAACCUGGCCUGGGACCCGCGGCUCUGGAGGACUAUCCGCCUGACGGGCGAGACCAUCAACGUGGACCGCGCCCUCAAGGUGCUGACCCGCAGGCUGUGCCAGGACACGCCCAACGUGUGUCUCAUGCUGGAGACCGUGACGGUCAGCGGCUGCCGGCGGCUCACCGACAGGGGCCUCUACACCAUCGCCCAGUGCUGCCCCGAGCUCCGGCGCCUGGAGGUCUCAGGCUGUUACAACAUCUCCAACGAGGCCGUGUUUGACGUGGUGUCCCUCUGCCCCAACCUGGAGCACCUGGACGUGUCAGGGUGCUCCAAAGUGACCUGCAUCAGCUUGACCCGGGAGGCCUCCAUUAAACUGUCCCCCUUGCAUGGCAAACAGAUUUCCAUCCGCUACCUGGACAUGACGGACUGCUUCGUGCUGGAGGACGAGGGCCUGCACACCAUCGCGGCGCACUGCACGCAGCUGACCCACCUGUACCUGCGCCGCUGCGUCCGCCUCACCGACGAGGGCCUGCGCUACCUGAUGAUCUACUGCCCGUCCAUCAAGGAGCUGAGCGUCAGCGACUGCCGCUUCGUCAGCGACUUCGGCCUGCGGGAGAUCGCCAAGCUGGAGGCGCGCCUGCGGUACCUGAGCAUCGCGCACUGCGGCCGGGUCACCGACGUGGGCAUCCGCUAUGUGGCCAAGUACUGCGGCAAGCUGCGCUACCUCAACGCGCGGGGCUGCGAGGGCAUCACGGACCACGGCGUGGAGUACCUCGCCAAGAACUGCACCAAGCUCAAGUCCCUGGACAUCGGCAAGUGCCCCCUGGUCUCGGACACGGGCCUGGAGUGCCUGGCCCUGAACUGCUUCAACCUCAAGCGGCUCAGCCUCAAGUCCUGCGAGAGCAUCACGGGCCAAGGGCUGCAGAUCGUGGCGGCCAACUGCUUCGACCUGCAGCUGCUCAACGUGCAGGACUGCGAGGUGUCGGUGGAGGCCCUGCGCUUCGUGAAACGCCACUGCAAGCGCUGCGUCAUCGAGCACACCAACCCUGCCUUCUUCUGAAGGGACGGCUCCCGGCCCUGCAGGUGCUGCUUUCCUGCAAACAUGAACAGGAGGAAGUGUGUGUGUGUAUGUUUUAAGGCAGCCAUGUAAGCACCGACACCCGCUCAUAACAGCUCUUUCUUCCAGGAAGGUUCUUAGGCAUCUGGCUUGUGUUUUCUUCUACUGUCUCGGGGGCAACAAAGGUCAUGGAAAGGAAGGGGGUGGGGUGGGCGGGACAAAGGUCUUUUGCAGGAAAGGGUUUUGUGGGUCAGGUCAGGUAGUUGGCAAGGAAGUCUCUGUGCUCACAGAAGUUGUACCUCAGAAAGCUGAUUCGAUGGCUUUGGAAGCAUCCCCUUCUGUCUCUGUCUCCUCCUGAUCCCAUUUCCAGGGUCCUACACCCCCACCCCUCAUUUUCUGGCUUCUCUGCUUCCAACAGCAACCAUAACACAUUAUCAGAGUAAUGAUGCUCUCCUCACCCCCUCCCCCUUAAACUGCUUGAUUGGCCUAAGCCACACUCUACAAUCCCACACCCAAGCAAAUCUUGUUAAAUCCAUGCCACAGCGCCUGGUGGGUACAAAGUACUUGCAAACCUGUUUGGAGAAUCUCUUGCAUCAAGCAACAUGGUGCAGGAGGAAAGACCUGCCUUUGCCCCCAACUCUGCUGCCAGUGGGUUCUGUGAUGUCAGGCAAAGCAUCUGACUGCUCUGGGCUUCGGCUGCCAGCAUUAUAUAAGAAGCCAUCCAGCUCCAGGAUUGGCUUCAUGCCCAGGUUAGGACUGAGGGAAUCAAGAUGUCAAUGAACAGAAGUACUUUAGCCUAGAGCAGUGGUCAGCAAACUCAUUAGUCAACAGAGCCAGAUAUUAACAGUACAACGAUUGAAAUCUCUCUUUUGAGAGCCAAAUUUUUUUUAAACUUAA